Messenger RNA from Pedinophyceae sp. YPF-701, 441 nucleotides. NCBI's taxonomy places the organism in Eukaryota, Viridiplantae, Chlorophyta, Pedinophyceae. The record is from the annotation of a GenBank genome assembly.
AUGGGGGGGGGGGCUGUGCCACGCGUCCCUCAGCCUGGGCCGCCACCUCCUAUGUUCGUGUACACUUUCGAGGGCGCGCACCGACGCACGGUUCGUGUGGCACACGAACCAUUGCAGGCGUCUGCUGCUGCUGCCGCCCCGGACAAGAUCAGGAUCAAGCUCAAGUCUUUCGACACGGCCCUCAUCCGUCAGGCGUGCGACGACAUCGUGGGCGCUGCGGGUUCGACCGGCGCGUCGAUCGCCGGACCAGUGCCGCUCCCCACGCGCCGCAAGAUCUACUGCGUGCUCAGGUCGCCGCACGUGAACAAGGACUCGCGGGAGCACUUUGAGACCCGGACACACCAGCGCCUUAUCGACAUCACCGACCUUUCGGCACAGACGGUGGACAAGCUCAUGCAGCUCGACCUGCCUGCGGGGGUCGACGUGCAGGUCAAGCUCUAA